ACAUCCCUCGCCCACACGCCCCAACCCUACCUUUACCUUCUUCUCAACAGCGAUUCCAUUCCUUUACAAAUACCCCACCACUCGCCCUCUUCUCUCCCUUUCUCAAAAUAUUUAACCAAAAGCAACCCCCCCUUCUUUCCUUUUCCUUCAUUUCCCUCCCUCCCUCUUUCUUUCUCUUCUCCAUCUACGUAUGUAUGAAAAAGAGGUUUCAGGAAAUGGGCAAGUACAUGAGGAAAGCUAAAACCACAAGCGAUGUAGCCGUCAUGGACUUGACUCACGGUGUCCGUACACGAGCCAGAACCCUAGCUCUCAAGAAACAACAAGGGGUCAAAGCAUCUCCUCCAUCGUCUCCUGCUGGUUACCUCCAGCUUCGCAGCCGCCGUCUCGAGAAGAAACCGCCCCCAAUUCCUUCAUUGCAUCAUGAUUCUCCCAGAAGGCAGCAUCAUAGGCAGGGUGGUCAGAAUAGUAGUAAAUUGGGUCAGCAGCAGCAGCAGCAAGAAGAAGAAGAAAGCCGUAGCCCUAAUCUGAAAUCGAGUUCCGGGUCGGGUCAACAAAAAGAAAGGGGAGAGAGUAAAGUGGACAGUAGAGAAGUUGAAGAGAAUAAUAACAGCAACAGUAAAGACUUGGGUUCUUUUGGAGAUAAUGUUUUGGAUAUUGAAGGUAGAGAUAGGAGCACUAGGGAAUCGACUCCUUGCAAUUUAACAAGAGGCACAGAAGACGCAACAACCCCUGGUUCUACUACUAAGCCUGCAAACACAACUGAAAGUAGCAGGAGGUUACAUAACUCAACUAGAAGACACAUCCCAACGGCCCAUGAAAUGGAUGAGUUCUUUGGCCCGGCUGAAGAAGAGCAGCUAAGGCAAUUUACUGAGAAGUAUAACUUUGACCCCGUUAGUGACAAGCCUCUCCAUGGACGUUAUGAAUGGGAGAAAUUGGAUCGUUAGAAGACAUUAGCAUCCCAUCAGGACAUUUCCUGCAAAUUAACGGUUGAUCUCGUGCUUACCAUUGUAGAAGUAGCAGGAAUUAGUAGUGGUGUUCAAACGGUGGUGGUGGUGUUAUUUCCAUUUUCCAUCGCCUGUUCUUUUAGUUGUAAAGAAAGUAGGUUUGUCAAGCAUGUGUAGACUAAUGGUCUGUAACAUAACAGGGGGCUAUGGGGGGUUACUCAACAAAAUACAAACCAAAGUCCUAUGUCUAACAGAUCAUCUGAGAGGGGAAGUGAAAAAGAUGUAGAUGUUAGGCUUCAGUGAAUUAGGUCAGUCUCUCUGGUACAGAAAUUUACUAGAUUUUCUUUUUCCCCUAGUACUGUAUUUUCCUCCCCUAUGUACUGAUGCAACUUCUAAAAACUCUCUGGAAUAAGCAUACGAUCCUUUUCCCCUC
Molecule: messenger RNA, 1377 nt
Organism: Populus nigra (black poplar)
Lineage: Eukaryota; Viridiplantae; Streptophyta; Magnoliopsida; Malpighiales; Salicaceae
Product: cyclin-dependent kinase inhibitor 5-like
Exons: 3
Coding region: 195-944 (249 amino acids)
Biological process (GO): negative regulation of cyclin-dependent protein serine/threonine kinase activity
Cellular component (GO): nucleus
Molecular function (GO): cyclin-dependent protein serine/threonine kinase inhibitor activity
Source: RefSeq, a predicted model, not a curated record